Chlamydomonas reinhardtii is the source of this 4241-nucleotide messenger RNA. RefSeq lists its product as uncharacterized. Bases 173 to 3940 code for a protein of 1255 amino acids. The transcript has 5 exons. The record is from RefSeq and is a predicted model, not a curated record. Lineage: Eukaryota; Viridiplantae; Chlorophyta; Chlorophyceae; Chlamydomonadales; Chlamydomonadaceae.
GGUCUGCGGAAGGAUAUCGGGAAUGAUUUAAGCGAUAUUGCAGCGGACUGGACCAAGGCCCAGACGAAUGGUGUUGAGAAGUUUUUGCGGAAAGUCGCGGGUCUGCGGGCAGCCUUGACAACCCGCGAACGCCCCGAGACCGAUAGCAUACUGCUUGAUAUAUGGUCGGGCGAUGACAUCGACACCGCGCUCUGCGCCCCCAGCCACGGCAAGUGCAGCCCCCAGCCCGGAGCUGCUGCAGCUCGCGCUCACGUGCGCGGCUGACGGCGCCGCGGCGCUGCAGCACCUGUUCGACAAGGCGGGGGCGGCGCUGCGCAGCUGCGAUGACGUGGACAGCCAGUCGGAGUGGGACCUCAGCGACAAGGAGUGUGACUUUAUCGACGCCUCUCGACGCGUGGCUCUGGCGCUGGUGCGGGCAGGAGCGCUGGAGCUGUGGGCGCGGGCGCUUGCAGGGCGGGCGGCCCCAGCUGAGGGCUCGGGCCAGCUGGCACUGUUGGGCGGUAUGGUGCGCCUGGUCAACCAUAUCAUUAGAUGCGCGACGGCCGCAGAACAGGAUGUGCAAGAGCAGCGCGAGAGACAGGCAGAAGGUGACUGUGACUCUGUGCCGGCCGGAGACAACGCCAGCAGCAGUGGCAGCAGCGAGGCGUCGCUUGGUGAACUGGUGCUUCCCCGGACGCCCGACGGCCGCCACGCCGCGCUGGCUGUGGAGCUGCUGGCGGCGGUGCAGCGCAGUGCGGUGCUGGAGCACAUGUCGCGGGCGGUACUGCAGCUGUCGGCGGCGGAGCGGCGGGGGCAGCGGCAAGGCCCGAUGCAGCAGAACCAGCCGCAGCCGCGGGAGGCAGGGUCUAACGCAGCCGCGCGGUCGCAGCAGGGUCCGCCAGCGGCCGCGGGCGGCAGCACAGCUUCCCCCGCCGGGACAGCAGAACAGCAGCAGCCGGUGGCGGCGGCGGCGAUGAUGUCGCUGGUGCCCGGCAUGAGUCUGCAAGAGCUGCUAGACAGCCCGCUGAACCAGCUCACAGAUUGCAUGCUGACGGCACUGCUCGACCAGGUGGAGUUGAGCGCUGAGGUGGUCGCCAUAGACCGGGAGGAGGGCAGCAGCCCGAUGCAGGUGCAGACGCGGGAGCAGCUGGGCCCCGCCUCGCAGUUUCUCAUGGCGGCGCACAUGGCGACACAGGUGGCGGCGGCGGAAGCGGCGGCCGAAGCACAUGCCGCAGUCCUUGCCAAGUUGUCCGGCGCCGAGGCCGGGAAGCUAGGCGGCGCUGCCAGUGCCGGUGCUGGUGGUGGGGCUGGCGGCAAUGGUGGUGCUGGUGGUGGUGCCGGUGCUGGUGGUGGUGCCGGUGCUGGUGGUGGUGCCGGUGCUGGUGGCGGGGCUCUCGGAGGUGCAGCUGCUCCCGGUGCCGCUGAGGCAACGGGCUCGUGUGGACCAACUGGGACCCCUGCAGCCUCAAUCCCAGCUCCAGCAAGGCCACUGCCGCCGCGGGAGCGGCAGGUGCCACAGCUGUACGGGUUGGCUCUGGACCAGCUGCCGUUGCCGGUGAUGCAGGACUUCGGGCAGAGCAACCUCGGCCUCAACUUGUCGAUGUUGGGUGCGCGAGGUGCCUCAAUCCACUACCCGGUGUUGUACGGCGUGCACCUGCGCGGCGUGGUGAUGGGCUGGCGGUGGGAUCUGGCGCAGCAGCCGCAGUCGCUCCCGAGCUGUGGCGGGCAGCUGGAGGGCAGGGAGAGGCCGCCCCUACCGCAGCUGGUCAGCAACCAUUCCCGGUCGGCGUUGGCGCUGCGGGCGGCGCGGGCGGCGCUGCAACGCUGGCGUGGCUUCCUGGAUUUGGGGCAUACCGCCUCCCCAGGACAGCAGCAAUGUGGGCAAGACGAGAAGGAGGCUGCUGCUGGAGGCGAGGCAGUUGCAGCAGCUGCUGCGGCUGGUAGCUCGGCAGCGGCUGCACAGGCGCCGUCGCCGCCUAAACCCACGAAGCCACUGACCCAAAAGCAGCUGCGGCAGCAGGCAGCGUCGGCAGCAAAGCAGCAGCAGGCGGCGGCAGCUAAGGCGGCAGCGGCAGCCGCGGAGCAGCGUCGUGAGCGGCAGCGGCUGCAGGCGGCGGAAGCGGCCGCAGCUAUGAAGCGUGCGGAGAUGAUGAAGGCUUACAAGCCCGGCGGCUUUCCGUUGGACGUUUGCAGCCCUUUGGUCUGCCGUGGCCUGUGGUACUGCCUUGAGCACCAUUUCGACCGCCUGUGCCGAGCCGCGCUGCAAGACCCCGAGCGCACGGCGGCACUGGUGGAUGCAGCGCUGAACGCAGAGGCAUGCGGCGAGCGGCUUGCUAGGGACGACGGUGGUGCCGGCGGCGGCGUGGCGAUGUCAGAGGAGUGGUGGCGGCUGGCGCUGCAGUGUGUGGGGCUCAUGGCCGCGGACGCAGACCGCCUGCUGUGGUCGCCUGAGAAGAUUGGCUCGGGCGUGCAGAGUGUGGAGAUGCUCGUCGACAUCGACUGCGAAUCCGAGGACACAGACAGCGCUUGCUUCAUCAGGACUACAGUGCUACGCGGCGCUGGCGGGGCCCUGCGCACGCAGACACGCGCCGCGGCCGCCAUAACCUGCGCGGAUGGCGGCUGUCACCAGACGCAAGACCAGCAGGUGCAGCUCGCCGCCGCCGCCAUGGUCAACGCCCAGCGCGCCAAUCUGUGCCGCGGCCUGAGCCUGGGGCUGCUGCCGGCGCUGGAGGCCCUGGCGCGGGCGGCCGCUCGCGGCCAGCCCACUGUUGAGCAGCUGGUGGCGGGCGGCCUGACCCCUCCGCCGCCGGUCUUCGCGAUCCUGGCCGGCCUGACGCACUGGGAGAUGAUUGAGCACGUGCUGCUGGCGGCGCCGCUGCAGCAGGUGGUGCCGUUCGUGGUCAGCGCAUCCAAGCUGGGGCGCCGUCUGGUUGUGGUUAUGACGAGGCCGAUCAAGCACGGCAGCAAGGCGCACCGCAAGGCUGCGCUGUUGGCCCUGCGCGCCACGAGUGCCCAAGUGCCGCCACUCGAGUUCCUUAUGUGCUUAGGGGAGGCCAGUGACGACGGCAGUAGCUGUGGAGGCGGAGAUGGCACUGACCUCUUCGGUGGCGCUGGCAGGUGCGCCGACAGCUCGGCACCGGCCGCGGCCCAACAGUGGAGGGCGCAACAGCCUGGGGCCCGCAAGCGGGAGCAGCGUGCGGAGCUGGUGUCGCUGCUGCUGGCCUCCUGGCUGCCGGGUGGCACGUCCCAGGCCAUACUGGCAAUGGGGCAAGCCCUGCAAAGCCGCGGCGGGGAGCCCGCGGACAUAUGUACCGACACCAGCACCGCGGUGCUGGAGUGGGUGCCGGUGCUGGUGCUGGCGCACCUGCUAGCACUGGAGCGCGGCGACACCAAGGCCGUGACGGAGUGGAAGGCGUUCAUCGUUGUCGACCUGAAUAUUAUUGGGCUGCUGACGUGCAGCUACCGGCCUGGCGACCUUCGGGAGCAUGAGGAGCGCGCAGUCGCGUGUGCGGCGCUGGCUGUGUCUGCUGCGUUCCCGGACGUCAUGAGGGGACAGGAGGGGCAGCGGCUGCGCGCCAACCUGAAGCGCCAGCUGCCUCAGCCGGUCUGCCAGUGGCUGGCGCGCGUGUGGGAGGCCGGCGAGGCGGGAGCGGGGGCGUGCGUGGAGGUGCUGGUGGGACUGCGGCGCAGUGCCGGUCACUGGGAGGAACCGGUUGGCGCCCCGGUGAAGUGGGACGUGCCGCCGCCUGACGACGUGGCGCUGCUGCCCACGCCGGCCGAGGUGCGGCGGCGGCUGGGGCUGUGCGCCUCGGGCGACUGUGUGGAGGUGGUGGGGGACAGCGAGGCGGACGUGCGGCUGACAGUGGUGUGCCGCGGCUGCCGCCAGGCCCGGUACUGCAGCGAGCGCUGCGCCAGCAAGCACCGCGAGACCUACAGCCGCCGGGGCUUCACGGCGUGCUGAGGCGGUGGGACCAGGGCUUUAGCAACUCUUGAUGUGGUAGAAAUUCGUUCGUACGGUGCUGCGUGUCGAGCUGCAACUUGUACUGGUACGGCGCCGGCCAACCCCUGCACUCUGCCGCAGUAGGUACAGUACGACAAUGUGGCAAGGCGGGUUAUCAGAGCUGUGCUACCAUUUGCAAUUAAUAAUCUUCCCUCUUGAUGUGUCGAGUCGCGGGGCUUUCAUAUACGAGGGAACCGGUUGGGGAACCAGCAGAGAGGGAAAUCGGCAGGGGAACCGGCGUGUGAUGGAUCCGUGGCCAGCG